Messenger RNA from Cololabis saira (Pacific saury), 3033 nucleotides. Its product is annotated as scavenger receptor cysteine-rich type 1 protein M160-like. The record is from RefSeq and is a predicted model, not a curated record. The transcript has 14 exons. NCBI's taxonomy places the organism in Eukaryota, Metazoa, Chordata, Actinopteri, Beloniformes, Belonidae. Gene Ontology annotation, cellular component: membrane. The coding region runs from base 1 to 3033 and encodes 1010 amino acids.
AUGAGAGGAACCGCAGGACUCUCGUCUGAACACCCAGCAGUGUCGUCUGCUGAAAUCAGGCUGGUGGAAGGAGCCGGUCGCUGUGCCGGUAGACUGGAGAGGAAAACUCAAGGGAAGUGGACACCAGAGGAGGAAGACUUGACCGGGGACUGGAACCUGACGUCAGCCGCCACCAUGUGCAGACAGCUGGACUGUGGUUCUGUGGUGUCCAUACGAAGAACUUCAUCUUCCUCUGACAGACCUGAUGCUCUGACUUCCAUGUUGAACCUGGAGAGUUCUGAUAUAAUCGUCUUCCGUUCCUCCUUUUCCCACGUGGAGUUCAUCUGUUCAGACUCAGUCAGGCUGGUGAACGGCUCUAGUCGGUGUUCAGGCAGACUGGAGGUGAAGUCCAACCAGUCAUGGUCCCCCGUGAGUCAACAUGCUUUUGACCAGCAUGAUGCUGAGGUGGUGUGCAGGGAGCUGGAUUGUGGAAGUCCUUCAGUCCUCCAGGGGGCGCUCUAUGGAGACCCAGAGGCUCCAGUGUGGAGCAGAGAGUUCAACUGUACAGGUGAUGAAUCUACUCUCCAAGACUGCGGCAGCUCCGUUACGAGAUAUUCUGGUAAAGCUGUUGAAGUCACUUGCUCAGGACCUGAAGAUGUCAGAUUGGUUGGAGGGUCCAGCCGGUGUGGUGGCACACUGGAGAUGAAACAGUGGGGGGAAUGGAAACCAGUGUUUACAGAUUAUUGGAAACUUCGGUUUUCAGGUGAAGUGUGUCGACAGCUGAACUGUGGCUCCCCCAUUUCAACUAAAAGAAUGAAAACCUCUCAGAGAAUCAUCUGGACAUUCAGACCCAACUGUGAUGACCCCACUUUCACCAAAUGUUUUACCAGGCACAAGUAUUCCUCUGAUUCAAUAGAGAUAACCUGCUCAGACUCAGUCAGGCUCGUGAACGGGUCUAACUGGUGCUCAGGCAGACUGGAGGUGAAGUCUAACCAGGUGUGGUCUUCAGUGUGUGAAGAAGACUUUGAUCGGCAGGAUGCUGAGGUGGUCUGUAAGGAGCUCGGCUGUGGAGCUCCGUCAGACCUCCAGGGGGCGCUCCAUGGAGAAAAAGAGGCUCCAGUGUGGAGCAGAGCGUUCCACUGUGAAGGUCAUGAGUCUUCUCUUCUGGACUGUGAAAGCUCAGGACUGAAAAGAAACACCUGCCCCCCUGGUAAAGCUGUGGUACUCACCUGCUCAGAUCCUGUUGAUGUGAAGUUGGUGGGCGGAGCCAAUAGAUGCACCGGUCAACUACAGGUGAAACACAGUGGAGUCUGGAGACCAGCGUUUGAUAUAAACCGUGGAUGGAACCAGAAGGUGUCCGAUUUCGUAUGUGGACGUUUGGACUGUGGUUCAUCCGUCACAACAGCAAUAAGAGAGCAUCAAGAAGAACUUGUGUGGUGGAUCAGUUCUCACUGCAUCGAGAUUAAAUCAAUGAUGGGGGAAUGUGUGAUGCUAAAGGGCGCGUCAAACCCUUUCGUCCUGGAAAUCACCUGCUCAGCAUCCACAGGCCCUGUCAGGCUGGUGGGGGGACCUGACCGGUGUUCAGGCAGACUGGAGGUGAAGUCCAGCCAGGUGUGGUCUUCAGUGUGUGAAGAGGACUUUGACCGGCAGGAUGCUGAGGUGGUCUGUAAGGAGCUCAGCUGUGGGGAUCUUUCUGUCCUCCGAGGGGCGGUCUACGGAGAAACAGGAGCUCCGGUGUGGAGAAGAGAGUUCCACUGUGGAGGCAACGAGUCAUUUCUGCUGGACUGUAACAGAACCAGCUCUGCUGUAAAAACCUGCCACCCUGGAAAAGCGGCUCAUGUCACCUGCUCAGAGUACGUCAGGUUGGUGGGAGAGAACAGCCGCUGCGCUGGGACGCUGGAGAUGUUUUAUCGAGGAGAGUGGAGACCAGUGGUCAACUGGGAUCCUGUCUGGAACCAGAGCUCCACAUCUGUGGUGUGUGCACAGCUGGGCUGUGGUACCGCGGUGUCAUCGAGCACACGUGAAUCUACAGACAGACCCGUGUGGUGGAUCAGGUCCUCCUGUCUGCACUCAGCAUCGUCCCUGCAGCAGUGUCUAACUCUGACUGUUUUCUCUGAAAUCUUUUACCGCCUUGAGGUGAUAUGCUCAGAUUUGCUGGUUAAACCAAAUAUAUCUCUCUCUUCCUCCACUGACGGGGUCUCCAAGUCCCAGACGCAGGGGUCUCAGGUGCUCUUAGGUUCAGAUUUCAGCAUCAUUUGCUCCAUCUUGCCACAGUACCAAGGUGGUUUUUUCCAGCUCAUAUUCACCACCCCCACCGUGACACAGCUCUGCACCCUGCCAGCUGUCAAUCACUCCGCCCUCUUCCUGUUCUCUGCUGCAAACCUCACCCACCAAGGAAACUGCCGCUGUGUUUACCACGUCCAAGUUUUCUCCCACAACUUCUCCUCUAUGGGUCCACCGCUCAGUCUCAGAGUCUCAGAAGAAGGCAGAAGUCGGGACUACAGGGAGUCCAUGGUGCUCUUGAUGGUUGUGGUACCAAAGGACACGGGGACUAAAGCCUCCAAGAGUAGAGAAGGAUGUUUGUUCCUCUUUCAGACAACAAGUUUUACUUCUUACCUGAUUAGAGAGGUUGGCUCCUCUGAUGCCAACCUCCUGUCCCCUCCAGUCAGAACCAACCAGGACCUGCAGGAUCCACACUAUAAAAGUGGGGCCAGUGUCUUGGUGCUGCGUGCAGAGCGGCUGUCCUGCGUUACGAGGAGGCACCGGAGGCUCCAGGAGCUCCUGCUGGAGCACACUGCAGGUGGGGAGUUGGUCUUCUGGGGGGUUAGAGUUGAUGACCGCUGCGUGGCGUUUGUCUGCUCCACUUCAUCUCGUCCCAGACAGGCUGUGGGGGCUGAAGGUUGUGGCUCAGAGGGCAGCAGCGUUGGAGUUAAUGACAAAGCUUUGUUUGGCGUUAGAUCUGUUUUCGGGAUAGACCGCGGCCAGACAAUAGCGGGGGCCACAGGUCCUCAGAGACCCCCGGGUCAGAGGGCUAAUGUGCCGAUCCUGAGCUAA